Messenger RNA from Xenopus tropicalis (tropical clawed frog), 1257 nucleotides. RefSeq names its product peptidylprolyl isomerase like 3 (gene ppil3). Gene Ontology annotation, biological process: protein folding. Lineage: Eukaryota; Metazoa; Chordata; Amphibia; Anura; Pipidae. The record is from RefSeq and is a predicted model, not a curated record. The transcript has 7 exons. Bases 288 to 773 code for a protein of 161 amino acids. Gene Ontology annotation, molecular function: isomerase activity; peptidyl-prolyl cis-trans isomerase activity.
UUGGCGUGGGAAGCGGUGAGGAACGUCAUCUUGCCGCCACGGAGAAAAUGAAAGUGCCGCCUUUUGAUGACACAAGCGAGUUAAGCUGCCAUGUUAUUACUCCUUGUUCAAUGAAUAGUGUAUAUACGUUCGGUCUGUGGAAUCGUCGCCAUCUUACUACACCCAGCGUCUGAGGGAAAUGUGAGUUGUGGUAAAAAAGGAGGGAAGAUAUCAGUCAACUCAGUAUCAGUGAGCGCCAUCCUUGUGCCGCCAUCAGAACAAGCAGUGUGAGGUUUACCUGACUCAGAAUGUCUGUGACUCUUCACACGGAUCUGGGGGAGAUCAAAAUUGAGCUGUUUUGUGAGAGAGCUCCGAAGGCCAGUGAGAACUUUCUAGCUCUCUGUGCCAGUAACUAUUACACCGGCUGCCUCUUCCACCGGAACAUCAAAGGCUUCAUGGUCCAGACUGGGGAUCCAACAGGUACGGGAAAGGGGGGCCAGAGCAUUUGGGGGCGGAAGUUUGAAGAUGAAUACAGCGAAUUUCUAAAGCACAGUGUACGUGGAGUGGUCUCCAUGGCCAACAAUGGCCCCAACACUAACGCCUCUCAGUUCUUCAUCACGUACGGGAAGCAGCCGCAUCUGGAUAUGAAGUAUACAGUGUUUGGAAAAGUGAUCGAUGGCCUUGACACCCUCGACGAGCUGGAGAAGCUGCCGGUGCACGAGAAAUCCUUUCGCCCCCUCACCGAAGUGCGGAUAAAGGAUGCCACAAUCCAUGCCAACCCCUUUGCCCUAUAGUUUGUGCUUUGCCCAACGAUGGCAAUGUUUAUCCGCAUCCGGCAAAGGGACUUCUGGGUGCUUUGUGUUUGGAAUCUAAUUGGCGGCAGCAGUGGGACCAGUAAUGGGAUGGAUUGCCUAUGAGGAGUGUUGCGUUGGCUGGCUGCCCAGAAUCCGAUUAUUCUCAAUAUUCCAUGGCAGGAACAGAAACCCUCUGGAAACUGUUCAGCCCAGUGAGUCCGAGACCUUUAUUAUGACAUCAUUGCCAUUGGGGUCUUACAUCAUUCCUAACUGUGAUGCAUCUGGCUAAAUAAAGCCAAAUGUGUAUAUUAUAUAUAUAUAUAUAUAUAUAUAUAUAUAUAUAUAUAUAUAUAUAUAUAUAUAUAUAUAUAUAUAUAUAUAUAUAUAUAUAUAUAUAAUGCUAGACUUUUAUUUUCCUAGGGUUACAUUGUUUUCAUGAAAGGUUUAGAUUACAUAAAUGGCAAAUAAAACCUUUUUUUUUUAA